CAACGCCUCAAGAGACGCCGGGAGCCGGAGCGAAUUGACAUUUAACGAAGUGGGUCUCUUUUGUCCGUGUCGUCGUGAGUUUCUUGUUGAGCCAGCUUGUUACCAACCUGUCUCUAGUACCUGUUGACCACACUACUUCCACCAUCAUGGCCGCUUCUCCCGAGGCACCCGAGGACGAGCUGCAGAGUCAGCAAUUACCCGAUGACCUGCGUAUCGACGAUGUCUCCGACGAUGUUAAAAUCAUACAAACGGAAAACUUCAACGCUAAGGUCCACCGCGGGGAAGAUGAACAGUCCUCCUCUGCGUGCUCUGAUGGCCUGAAGAAUCAACACGGCGGUUCGUUUUCGAACGGCGGCAGGGCUCCUAACAUCGACGCUGGCGGCGCGCCGUCGAUGCAACAAGGCACACAGAUGAUGAAUUCGGCGAACCAACGAAACAUUGCUCCUUCCGGGAUGUCGAAGAACAUUUUCAACACUCACGACAAUUUUACGAGUCCGGGCGAAGGGGCCAGCACAUCCACAUCGACGUCGUCCUCCUCCCGUCAGAAUAUCCACCGCUCCUUCCCAGUGGAUGAUGUGGUUCCCGGGAUCUUCCCGUCCCUACCGAUCGCCGUCGAGGAACGCGUUUCUGCCGCGUGCUUCAGCAAGAGAGACGACCGGUGGCUCGCGGUGUUCUCGAAAACUGAUGUCAUCAUUUACGACACCAGCAUGGGCUGCGCGAUGGACGGAGAUGAGACGGGGGAUGGAAGUUGUAAUGAUGGCUCAUCUGGCGUCGAUCAAGGAGAAAACGGCACACAAAACAAAGGUGGACCUCCUCCAAAGCGGCCGUCGGCGUUGUCUAUCAAAUCUGAGGAAAAUUCGUCCGACAGCGAAGCCGAAGGUGGUGCAACUAUAGGCAAGAAAACAAAAGUGCGGACGAGCGGCGCGAGCAAAAUCCGCGGGGCGUACUUCAGCAAUAAAUCAGGGUCUUGUUCACCGGACAAACAGACCGCAGCUGACGAAAACGGGACUACCGCAGGAGCAGGAGUUUUGAAUGCCCAAGUUUUAUCGCAGCCCCCCAGUGCGACGUCCAGUGGUUCCAAUCAGAUCGAGCACUCGCUUUCCCUGUCCGCCGCCUCCAGUUCGUCCAGCCUGAAUCUCGGCGCAGCAGGAGUCGCCGCGGCCGCUGCUGGGGGAAAAGGGGCAGGAGCUCCGGCCGCGCGACACGUGCGGCGUAACGGAGGUCCGCUCGGGGAUGCGGAUGAAUCUGCCGUCGCGCUGCGGCCGCCACCGAAAGUCUGGCGGGUGAUAAAGCGCAUUCCCGUCGUGGACAUCCACGCUUAUGGAGCGACUGGGGGAAGAUCGAGCGCUACCCGGUACUAUCAAAUGCAAAAAUGUCUGGGUCUGGAAGAUUCCGGGAUAUGUCAUGCUAGUCCGGCAUGACUCUGAGCUCUGUAUUGCGUGGCCGCAAAGGGCUUCUCUUGCCUGUCAUGCAAAAACGCAGUUUCUCACGCGGAGUACGCAACACUGAACCACGGAAAACCUUGUCAUGCUUGGCAGUGCAUUACAGUAUGCGCAUUUCUCCCUGACUUGCAUCACAAGUUUCCAGACCCAGACAUUUUUACAGUUGAUAGGUACUCCACCAGCAGCGCAAUGUCCGCUUCUUCGGCUAUGUUUGAACAAACUGGUGCAGGAGGUGGACGAAGCGUGAGCAAGACGUCCACUACAACGCGGCAAGUAGACGAGCCACGCAAUCAAACUGACCACCGGCAAUCCACUGGGAACGUGUCUGCGGCGUCCAGCUCGGCAACCAGCAAAACCUCGGGGACCGACCAGCGCCGGCGGUCGCUGGAACACCGGAAGAAGAUGAUUUUCAACUCGCGCACUCACCGCCAAGUCGCGAAGAACGCGUUUUGCUUCCAAAUCGCCUUUUCCGCCGACGACUCGCUACUCGCCGUCGGGUUGAUGCAGGGGUUCGCGCAAUCCUGUGCGGUUUCGUUUUACGAAACGAAAACCUGGUCGCUCGUUCACACGAUGUUCAGGUGCAACGCCGUGGAGUUUUUUCCCAAGGGCGUUUGCAACUUGAAAAUCAACCACUCUGCUCGCGACAUCGCCGCGUCGCAGGAGGUUUAUUUUGGGUUCUUCAGGAACAAUAAAGACUCCUCAUCUGGCACCGCUGACGGGAAGAAGUCGCUCGACUACGAUUCUGACAAAGAUCCAGCACCAGGAGAUCAUGGGCUACUUUACCACAAAGAACAUCAGCUUGCGAAGACUUCCAGCACCAGGUCAUCUACUCUCGGUGGAGGGAACAAUAAAGCGAAAGACACAACGCAUUGGAUCUGUAUUCAAGACCUGUCCGAGCUGCGCAACGAAGUGAUCGACACGCGAACCUGGACGACGCUGCACUCCUGGUACUCCGUGACGCUGGAUGCCAGUCGGCUGAAACGGAAGACCGCGCCGAUUGUGAUUUCCCCCUGCGCCAAGUACGUGGUCACGACCCGGGCGGUGUACGCCUUGGAGUCGCAAAAGCGGGUCCUUUCCCUAGUAUCAACUGUAAAAAUGUCUGGGUCUGGAAGAAUGCGCGAUUUGUCACGCAGAUUUUCCAUGACCCAUGAGGUCUGGAAUGCAGGAGCUAGCAUGACAGAUUCUGUGCGAUCUCUCUCAUGCCUAUCCUGCAUGAGAAACUCCCUCCCGACUUGGUCAAAACUGGACGACUUUUGGUAAUCAUGCAACACAGAUUUUUACAUGCUUCAGAUUUAGCAUGACAAGUUGCAUUCUUCCAGACCCAGACAUUUUUACAUUUGAUACCUAGAACAGGAAGACGAGUCCGGGGCGCAGAUGCGGUUUUUGUACAUGGACUUUUCGGGGUCGGUGGGAAAGUUGGCCGACAACGACGAGGUAUGCUCUGCAAAAGUAUCGUACUCAUAGUAAUUGCUGUUAUGCAUGGCAAAUCUCUUUCCCAAGGCGAUAAAACAGCAUUGCAAAUAAUUUCAUUUGUAAUGCUAAGUCAAUUUGUAAUGCACUUCAUACUAGUACGAUGCAAUGCUUUUGCAUUUCAUACGAGGAAAACGCGGACGAUGGGGAGGAGAAAAAGCUAUCAGUCUGGAAAAAACUGAAAACCGUCGUGAAGUCGACUAGCAUUAUCGGAAACAAGAACCGGAGAAGUGGAUCAUCUUCCCGAACCGCGACAAGCAUAUGAAAUGCAAAAAUGUCUGGGCCUGGAAGAUUCUGAGAUUUGUCAUGCAGUUUUUCCAAGCUCCGCCAAGUCUGUGAUGCAGGGCCUAGCAUCACAGGAUCUGCAGCCCCUUUGUAAUGCCUGUUCUGCAUGAGAAAUCCCCUCUCAGCAUGACCAGAAGUGAGCACCUUUUGCAAGUCACGCAACACAGAUUUUUGUACGAUCCGCAACAUGCAUCACAAGUUCGCACUUUCCCGACCCAGACAUAUUUGCAAUGAAUAAUGCAGCGUGGCAAACAAGUACAGUCGGGGUCCCCGGCGGAGCAGCGGCAGUACGAGAGUAAGUGGCACUGGGCUUCAACCGCAAGACGGCAGAAGUUAUCGCAAGAAAAAACUGUUUCACUGUGAACUUGUGAUGCAUAGAAUGGAAGUGGAACACAGACCUAUUUGCCUUGCUACACCUGCAAGGCAUUGGAUUUUUAAGCAUGUUUUCCCUUGGAAAGCGCGCAUGACAAAUUUUCUGUGUCAUGUGUAGCAAACUUGUGAUGCGGACCUUGCAAAACCAUCACAGUGAAACAAUUUUUUCGUGGGAUAGAAGUAGCGGAAUAAGAAAUAGUGGUGACAACAAGAAGACCUCCAGCACCUCCGGCGCAAAUGCUACCGCGUCGACGGCGAAGAAGCGUGGUAAGGCACAGCUCUUCGCUGCCGUCAUGCAGGUCCAGGGGGAAAACAAAAUUUACGUUUACAAUGCGGACGAGUGGGCGCCGAUGAGUUCUGGUGGAACUCGGAACUCUUUCGCCAAGAGCUUCUGGCCAACAGGUGCAACUAGAACAUCUUCCAGCGAUGAAAAGAAUCCAGACAAAGAUGCCGCCCUCGCGGUUCGCAAUCCCUUCAUGCGGCUCUACGAACCGAACGUGACCUACUACAAGGUCCGCUUUGUCAACAAUGACGAUUGGCUCACCAGCUAUGGGGAAGACACCAGCGGGGGCUUCGGCGGCAGCACGAGCAGCGGCGUUCGCAUUUGGGACACGAGGACCUGGGCGUUGCUUCAUCUGAUUCCCGACGGCACAGCGGAGAUCCACCAACCCUACUGCUGCGGCAACCGCAAUCCCUGGCUGUUCAUUUUGCCGAACCGGCGGAAGCAAGCGGAGGAGCGGGAGCAGCUGGGGCAAAAGUUCGGAGACACGAUAUCAAAAUGAAAAAUCCACCCCCCUCCCCAUAUUGAAAAGGAAAUUUCUGUUGCUGGAUUUGUGUACACAAAUCAGCUCUGUCUUGCAGUGAGGUACUGCAGGCAAAGCCUCAGCCUGCGUAGGGGUGUUUUGGUGUAGGUGCUAAGCAUAACAGAGGCCUGCCGUAUAGGCGCAACAGCAUUACAAACCGCCUCCAUAAAGCGGCGCCCUCUUUGGAUUUGCCCUCUUGCAAUAGAGACAGGAUUUGUGGUCCCAAAUCAGCAGCACAAAUUUGUUGAAGCGUGCCCUUUCUUGAUGGGGAGGGGGGAUUUUUCCUCACAAUGCACGACCCUCCGCGUGCACCGGAGUUUCACGGCCCGGUGCUACAAUUACAACGGUUGCCACGAAACGGUGCUGCAGCGCCUGGGCACCAGUAGCUCCGGCUCGGGUGCUGGACUACACGGUGCAAUUUCAUCAAACGCCCCACAAGGCACGUCCCAAGCGGGCGGACGGACGAGAGAUUCUUUUCUCGAUCUUGCCAGUCCGCAGAAGCACGCGUCGAGAGCAAGUCAGUUCGGGCUGGCGUUCGUCCCCGAAACGAACAGAUAUGAACUGCAAAAGCAUCGUACUACUACUAGUACGAAUCGCAUUACAAAUUUUCUCAGCAUGAAAAGUUGAAUUUGCCAUGCUGUUUUCCCUUGGUAAGAGAUUUGUCAUGCAUAUACUGCAAUAGCAAUUAGUACGAGUGCGAUACUUUUGCACAGCAUAACAGACGGGGGUCCACGAUUGGCGACCCGUUUCGCUUUAUCAAAUGCAAAUAUGUCUGGGUCUGGAUGAGCGUAGAUGUUUCUCAUGCUGCUUUUGCAUGACCCAGGAGGUCUGGCAUGCAAGCCCUAGCAUCACACGUCUUGAGAAGGUGUCUCAAUGCCUAAUCCGCAUGACAAAGCCCCUCUUUUGGUGCCAAGUUUUGAGUAGCGUUUGCUAUUUAUGCAUGACAGAUCUUUCUGUUAUCAGAAAUUUACAUUACAAGUUGCACCCUUCCAGAGCCAGACAUAUUUGCAAUGCAUACGCUUUCCAGACCGGGCGGACUCGGCGUCCUCCUUUUCAAAAGCACGGUCUGGGUCGCAGAUCCAGGACGCCGACGACGACUUCAUCGCCCAGUUUCGGCGCGGCGGAAGCGGAAGUGCGGCGAGACUGGAGAGUCUCGCCGAUGGGGGUAACCAAAACGCGAUGAGUUCCGCCACGCGCUCGACGUUCGAACUUCGGCAGAAGCUUUACGUGUCUGGAAAUGUUUUUGUCAAAGCCGCGGAUCCGAUGCUGGUUAACCGAUUUUUACUUCUCGGCCACGAAUACACCAUCACGAUUCACGACCUGUUGCACGGGAAAGCGGUCGGGUGUUUUUCAAGAACAUCUGCAGCUUCACAGAGACAAAUGUUGCCGGCCAGCCCGUCAGCGUCGUCUUUUGCGCCUCCUGUAGCCGGGGCGGCUGCGGCAGGUGGAGGAGGAGCUACGACUGCUUCUCACGUCCCCGCAUCGCCGUCCACGACAGGACACCAGACGGAGCAAUACACAUUAGUGACCUUACCAAACGACCCCGAUGCGGAGAUUGAGGACUUAGAGCUCGAGAGCGACAAGAGUUUCUACCUCCUCGACGCGGUUUUGAUCCCCCAUCAGCAAAGAUUGCUGCUCUCCGCCGUCAUGGGCAUCCAGGAGGGUGGGCGCGCGAGUCUAUCAAAUGCAAAAGUCUCUGGGUCUGGAAGGUUGGAACUUGUGAUGCUUGCUUUAGAUGCUAAAAAAAUCUGUCUUGCAUGACCAGCAAGAGGGGCCCGGUUUGUGCUACAAGGGGAGGGAAUUUGUCAUGCGGGAUAGGCAUCAGGAAGCCCUCUAGAAAUAUGUGAUGCUACAUCAUGCAUGACAGACAUCCUGAGUCAUGCAAAAUAUGCAUGACAAACCUCAGAAUCUUCCAGACCCAGACACUUUUGCAUUUGAUAGAGUCGGGUGGGAAACGAGAUCAAGGUCUUCGAAAUUCCCUUCGAGGGAACCAUGUUGGAGAGUCUGGCAGGGGGUGGUGACAAAGACAAGAAGAUGACAAGUGUGAAAGAGAAAGAAGAUGAGCAAAAAGCUGAACAAGGGGCCGAUCAUCUCCAAGAAAACAACCAGGAUGAGGAAAAAGACUCUUCUUCUAUCGACGCAGCAAGAGCCGGUGGAACUACCAUUGCCAGUGGCCAGACCGUUUCUACUUCAGACCUCACCGUAAUCGCAGACGCGACAUUGAUCCCGAAGCUGCGCUGCGUUACGAGUUUCAAGGCCUGCGAGAAGUUUUUCGCAGAGAAACAGUCAGUGAAGGGCAGGUUUUCCUUCGACGGCAGGCUUUUUUUCGCGAAUUGCGUUCAACCCGACGAGGCGCACAUGUAUCAGCUGUUCGACCCCGAUGAGAUGGUCGAGAGUGGUACAACUCCAGAAUCGGCGAGAAAUGUCGCAAGACCGUUGUCCUCGCCACGAUCGUCAACUGUUGGGAAUAAAACGCCGAGAAAUGACGAUGUCAAAACAUCACGCGCCUCGUCCAAAUCGAAGGAAGAGCAGCUCGACGAAAAACUGACGAGCUUCGAAGAAAGAUGGGAGAAAAUAUGCUGUGCAAAAGUAUCGUACUCGUAGUCGUACUAAUUGCUAAUAUGCAUGACAAAUCUUUUUCUGUUGGUAAAUCCGCAUUACAUUUAUUUCUUCUUGCCAAAGCGAAAACUUGUAAUGCAUUUAUACGAGUACGAUAUCAUACUUUUGCAUUUUAUAGAAAACGCCGACCAACGACAUUCUAGCUGAGGACCCCUUUGCGCCGGCGCGCUCGGAGAUGACUGGUGAGGAAGAGGAUAACGUUAACGAAAUGGAAGAGGAGGAAGAUGAUAUCGACGUCGACAUUAUUCUAUUCACUGCAAAAGCAUCGUACUAGUAUAAAUCGCAUGACAAAUUCCCUCAGCAUGAAAAAUGGAAUUUGUAAUGCAGGUUUCGGUUAAGAGGGAGAUUUGUAAUGCAUGAUUGCGAUUACUACGAGUACGAUACUUUUGCACAGGAUAUAUUCCGGAAGAGUCCUGGGAGUGUCUGAUCAUUUUCGAUCGGACUUACACGUCGGGACAACCUCUCUUUAUCAAAAUGAAAAAUGCCCCCACCCCCGAACUUCGGAGCAUUUGCAUUGCAAACCUUUCCAAAUGAAACACUCGCCCUCUUGUAUCUAUCAGCAUCACAGAUCUCCAAUCGUCAAUAAAGCAAAAAUUUGCAUUGCAAAAGACCCCAACAAGAGUGGCGCUUGUCAUGCAAGCGAUGCGAUACGCACCUAGACUCUGCAUCAGAAAGAUUCAUACUGCUGCGUGCAUGACAAAAAGUUUUCAUUUGGAAGCUUCGCAGCAAAAGUUUUUGCGACUUUGGCGGUGGGGACAUUUUUCACUGUAAUACUCUUCUCGCCGGAUUCCAACUGGUUUGCGUACAAUGGCGAGCUCUACAGCACCGCAGACUGGACGUGUGUCUCCGAUGAAUGGUCGGAAGCGGAGAUUCGUUGCGACCGCGAUACCAUGACGGGGCGGUAUUUGUCCAACGAUCUCUUCAUCGCCGAUAGCUCCGAGCCGGACGAGCGCGGGCUGGUGCAGGUGUACCGUCUGCGCAGCAUGAUGGGCGCCGCAGUGAACGGGAUGAACAUCAGCCCCAGUCCGAGACUGAUCGGCAAUAAUCUUCACCCUGGUGCCAGUACCAGUGCGAAAGACUUGAACCCGCCAGGAGGACCAGGAGUGAUGAUGCAGCUACCGGCGGGUGCCAGUAGUGGUCGGAUUAGCAGCUCCUUACUGAAAACCGCGGACACGGCACUGAAGACUGCGAAGAACGUAUGCAAGAAAAAAACUAUGUAGGUGUAACUCUGUAAUGCGGAAAGUGCAAAACUGUUGACACUUGUCAUGCUGCAUGUGCGUCUUACGUUUUUCCACGUACUAGCUGCGCAUGGCAGGUUUUCCCUGUAAUGCAAAGCGAAUUUGUGAUGCUGCUCUUCUUACAAAGUUACACUUACGCAGUUUUCUUCCUGGAUAGAACGCCGCCUCACUGUGGACCAAUUACGCGGGCGGACCAGGGCCCGGGCCUGGAUCGGCAGGGCGUACAACUGGUUCCUCGGGCAAAACAAGCCAGGAGAAAGCAGAAGGUCGUGGUGGCCAACAACCUCCAGCUGUCACCUCGCUAUCUUCGGGAGUGGGUACUACAACUAGUACUGUCGCUGAAAAUAAAGUUGCGUCCGAAAGCAGUGCGGGGGCGCACCUUGUAAUAUCUAACUCGGAGCAAGGUCCUCCUAACAGUAGUACCGCCACGCCCUCGUCACCGUCAAAAAUCGUCUUCUCGCCGACGAAACAGGCCGCCAACGCGUUUUUUGGUGUGGUCGACGCGGCUGUUAACGGCCCGGAAGCCGCGAGCGGAUCGUACUUGGGUUUCCGCGCGGGUUUGCGGCACAUAUCAAAAGGAAAAAUCCCCCCUCCCCAUAUCGAAACGGUAUGAUUCCGAAAAUAUGUGUUUCUGAUUUGAGACCACAAAUGACCUCUGUCUUGCAAGAAAGCAAGGCUACAGGCUCCGCCCCAUUAUGCAGGCGGUUUGUAAUGCUGUUGGGCCUACAGCAUAGACGCUCCUCAUGCUACAGCGCCUAGGCCAAAACCUCGCGACUCUGGCAUGAUAUGGGCCUGCAGUCCUCUACUGCAAGACAGAGCUGAUUUGUGGUCACGGAUCGAUCAGCGUCAGAAAUUUCUUUUCGAUAUGGGGAGGGGGGAUUUUGCCUUAUGAUAGCACAACGAGCAGAAGCAGUGGGUGUUCGACCGGAAAAUCGGGGAGAAAAACGCCAAACGCCACAUUAUAACCUGCUCAGGUGUUACAAUCUCAAACGUUACAAUAGAGUCUGGAAUUUGUAUUGCAAGAAGUGCAUUAUCUAGCCAACUCUCAUAGGAUUGCGCAUGACAAGUUCUGGAGUCCAAACCCGGACUACAAUCUGGCGAAAUUUGUAUUGCAGAAAGUGGAGUGCUCUCCGAAUCUGUCAUGCUCCUCAUGCAAUACAGAACCCAGAUUCUAUUGUAACGUUUGAGGUUGUAACGUUUGAGCAGGUCAUACACAUUUUUGCCCACUUCGACGAGGUGGUUAGUGUAGAAGGCCGGUGGAUGGCGGUCUGUGAUCCGGGCUAUGAAAGCCUCAGGUUGGAAAUCCUCAAUUUGAAAAUAAUUUGUAAUGCAAAAAAACGACUCCAGUUGCAGCACCAUUUCUAGUCGGCGCAUGACAAAUUUCCCGGGCACUCAAAGCGUGUCUGUCAUGGUAGUUAGGCAAAGGCGUGCCCUUCUCUCGUGCUAAUCAGCAGCCCAAUUCUGAACCCGUAGAAGCACAAUAGUCGGCCUCCAUUGCGUUCUCUGCAAUUACACAGUCUUUUUGGUGUCGCAUUUCAUGCAUCACAAAUUCUUUCCGCUUUGAGAAUUUCCAUUCUGAGGCUUUCAUACUGGCAUGAUGACCGCGUUCUACGACUUGGAUAGCAGCUUGGAACUAUCUAUGCAUUGCAAAUAUGUCUGGGUCUGGAAGAAUGCAAAUUUGUGAUGCGCAUUUCAUAACACGGAAAAAUCUUUUAUGCAUAGGCAGCAAAAGCUGCCCGCUUUUUAUCAACAAAAUGGGGCAUUUGUCAUGCGGAUUCGGCAUUGCGGAAGCUUCUCGAAACCUGUCAUGCUAGAGCUUCCAUGCCAGACCCUCUGCGUCAUGCAAAAGCAGCAGGACUCUUCCAGACCCAGACAUAUUUGCAUUCGAUACUAUCCUACGCGGUCGGCAGCAAAAAGUCGCGCGGGAUUUUUGGGUCCGUGCUCACGCCGCAGACAAGGAGCGGCAACAGCCCCGGAUCUAGUACAAGUUUGGCCUCCACAACCACGACAAAGACCUAUUUUUUCAGCGACGGGAACGGGAAUCUGUACCGGGACAUCAACCUUCCCUUUCUACUAUCCUGUGCAAAAGUAUCGCACUCGUAUUGCAAUCCUGCAUUGCAAAUCUUUUGUUCCCUAAGGUAAAUCAGCAUUGCAAAUUUUAUUUCUCAUGCUGAGGGAAUUUGUCAUGCAUUUAUACGAGUGCGAUACUUUUGCACAGGUGGAUAUCUCCACUCCGUGGGGACCCCCAGCCAAGCGAUGCGGUGUCUUGCCUCGCUCGACGACGCGGAACUAAACAAACAGCUGAAGGCGAAAAACAUCAAGGAAAAGAAGCGCGCGCUGCUGUCGCGCUGGGUCACGGUGUUUCCGGGGUUUCUGAACCAAGUCGACCGCCACAGUGGGAAAUCGCUUUUGUACCUUGCCUAUGCUUUGCAAAAACUGUAUCGUACUAGUGGUAUAAAUCGCAUGACAAAUAAUCAUCUCGCCGCGAGCAGAACCAGAAGUGAAGUUUGUCCUGCGGGAAAAGGCAAAGACGGAAACGGAUACCUGUCCUGCAUGAAUGCAAUUACUUAGUAAUUGUGCGAUGCUUUUGCAAAGCAUAUCGUCAUCGAGAACGGAGACAAGCAAACUGCGACCUGCAUCUUCGAUGUCGUAGCCGCGUUGGACGUGAAGCUUUGCCUCCACGCUUUGCACGACUUGAAAUUGCUGAAGGUAAGCGCCGGGAGCUUCAUCGAUGUUUCGAACAUGGAAGAAGAUCCGGAAGAGGCUGGCACCGGGAAAAGAAGCACAGUAGAAAAUAGGAAAGAAAGCGGGUUUGCUGGUUCUACCCAAGCUGACAUAACAGCCGUCGGCCACAAUCGUUCUUCUCUGUCCUCGCUUUCGACCCUCAGCGAAGAAGAUCUAGCGGGUCGCAAUGACAGCAGCACAGGUGGACCACACAACUUUUCCAGCAGGACCAGCAUCUUCGCAAAACUGAAAAGUGUUCUGAGCAAACACCCCACGGGAGGACCUGGAAGCAAAAGCAAUAAGGUUUUCUCGACCGAGAUCGAGAUCGUCGACGGUUGUAACAGGUUCGGCUCCGGCCCGCCACCGCUCCCGGGCAGACAGCACGGCCAGCAAUCCGCCGACAGCCGGACCGGCGUCAGCGACUUUGGCAACAGCAAGCCCGGCGGGAUCAUGGGAACCACCUCCUUCUACGGCACCAGUCGGCCGGGCUUUGCGUCUUUCGCGACGUCAGACGACGACUACUCACCGACGGCGCAUGGCGGUGCAGUUGUCACCGGAGGUCCGGGCAAUCCUCUUGGCGGCCGCGGGAGCAUGAUGUUUGGGGUGGGCCGCGCGACCCUCAGUUUCGCCGGCUCGACGAGUAAAGCGGCCAUGCAGACGCUGAUCAGCAAAGCCGCGCACCAGCCGAAACAUUUGUCGCACCUGCUGAGAAAGACGAAAAAAGGGUCUCUGACGUUACUACGGAAGCAGUUGGGACUGGAAGAUCGAGAAAUCCUCCACAUCGAGGAAGAAAGCGAACUUUCCCUCGCAAUCCGAUUGCACGAACGAGAUCUCACCGAGCUGUUCAUCCAGCGAAUCCUUGAUCAGGGCUUCACGCAAAGCUCUUUGGCUCUAGUCUGGCGGUCGCUCCCCGCGUUGCUACGCUGGGUGCCGGUGGAGGCGGAAAAGUUACUCGAAGCUUUCGUGGUGGACCCUCCGUUUCUCGUCCCCGAAUUGAAGGCCUACGUGGAUCCCGCCUCGCGGUUGAUCAGCAAAGGCACGGCGUUCUACGGCUACCAGCGGAACGUGUGGGGUGACUACCUGGAGAAGCAGCAGUCGCAGAAAAGCCUCGACGCGGCCUUGGAGCCGAUGGAAGCGAAGGUGGUGGCGAUCCCGGAAAUGGUGUCGGGAAGCGGGGACGGCCAGGGCUUGUUGACGCUCCUGAUGGAGCACAACGUGCCCAGCAGCUUCUACGCGUCGACCCCGGCCCGGAUUUUGAUCAACUACAAGUGGGAAUCGUAUGCGCGGGACGAGCUGAAGAUGUACUUUGUCACCUACGUCAUUUUCCUCGCUUCCUACACCGUGUUCGCGAUCCAGCUGCGGGAAAAAGUGGAACCAUUUCGGUUUGAAAUUCUCGAUCUCGAGCACUACGUGACCUGCAUCGGGACCGCGGUCUUCUACUUCUGCUGCAUGAGCUACCGGUACUACGGCGCGUUUGUGGACUUCUUGUGCCAUUUUUUCUCUCUCGGGUCUUUGUUCUCUUGCUGCGGUUGCGGGAAGAGUGGAAGUGGUACAGACUCUGACGAUACGGACGACGACAUCGACGCUUCAAAUCCGUCUUCGCCUUUAUGCAAUACAAAUAAAGCAUCGUACUAGUAUACAUUGCUAUUUUUGCAUAAACAAAUUGCAUCCUCAGCAUGAGAAAUGGAAUUUCUAAUGCGGAUUUAGCUUAAGUUUAAGAAGAGGAAAUUUGUAAUGCAUGAAUGUUGCGAUUAAUUUUAAUACUACGAGUGCCAUACUUUUGCACUCCAUAUCCCUACGCGAUGAACAAUGUCGUGAACAACAGAAGGAGAAGAUCCUCCAGGUCAAGAACGCACACCGCUUUAUCCACCUUCGCGAAAGCAGUUACUUUCCCCGUCACUGCGGUUUACAGCACGCUGAAAAUCACGUUCAAAUCGCUGAAAAAAUUCCUGGACGAGGACGGCGACGGGAGCGUCACGAGCGACGAGGGGAUUCUCGCCCAGCUGUACGCCAACGCCGGGCUCUGGGUCCCGUUGGCGAUUUGGGGGACGGCGUGUGUGGUGUUGCCGAUUUUUCAACGGGGGGACCUUUUGAACACCGUCGUCAUCACGGUCAUGAUGGGCUACACGCUGCGCUCGUUUUUGGACGAGGUCAAGGAGAAAAGCGAGAAGACGAUCGGGGCGUACUGCACGUCGGUGUGGAACAUGUUGGACGUAGUGUUGAUAGUGUUGAACGUGUUAACGUUUGUCGCCUACAUCGAACCAGGUCUCAUGGACGAUGGAUACCUGAUCCGCGGCGUGACGAUAUCCAUCCUCAUGGCGUGGAUCAAAAUAUUGUAUUUUUAUUCGAUUGAUGCUUGUUUUUCGCGAGAGUGUAUGUGUUUGUGUAUAUUGAAACUUUCAUUCAUAUUUCCUUAUUCAUUGUUUUGCAGCCUUCAUGCCUCUUAUUGUGGUCAUUGUUCUGCUGUAGCCCUCAUGCGUUGACGCCAAUUUCACCCACAAUCACAGCUACUUCUGCCAACCUUUUCGCAACGUCGGUUCCUUCAUCCGCAUGCUGAUCGAGAUUUUCGUGGACAUCCGGUACUUUCUCAUCGUGGUGAGCAUCGCCCUGCUCGGUUUCGGUACGGCGUUUUUUGUCCUCUACAAGGACGACUGGCUGUACGCCAUCGACAACAGCGCGGCCCUGCGCACGCAUUUAACGCACCCGGGGAAAACGGUGCUGACGGGCGACUCCCGGAGGACCAUGAUGCGGCAGUGGGACCCGCACGAAGACCACCCACCGCCUAUCAAGAAAAAAAGUUUCCCCUCCCCAUAUCAAAACGAAACUUCUGAUGCUGGAUUUCCGUACACAAAUCCGCGCUGUCUUGCCAUACGGCAUCGCAGCCAGAUCUUCAGCUUAGUGAGCAGGGCCGUGUGGGUCUAGAUGUUUAGCAUUACAAACGGCUUUCCCCUAGGCCCAACAGCAUGCCAAAUCGCUUCCAUAAUGCUAUGCGGAAGCCUCUGCGUUUGUCUUCUUGCAACACAGACGCGAUUUGCGACCUCAAAGCAGCAACACAACAUACCUUUUGGAUAUUGGGAGGGGGGAUUUUUCCACUCAAUACCGCCCUACCCGAACAUGUUUGAAACGCUGCUCGUAUGCAUUGCAAAAAUGUCUGGGUCUGGAAACUUGUAAUGCUGAAUAACCAUGAUGGUUUGUGCCUCUGCCUUUAAGUGCAGUGCAGCAUGACAAAUUUUUCAAACGCUAUGUCAUGCGCAGGACGCAUUACAAACUGCGUUGUUGCAUGACGAAAGUGUGCUGCUUUCUUUGCUGCUUAUGCAAUACAGGUUUUUCAGGAUUGCGAAACACGCAAUACAGGUUCAACCUUUCCAGACCCAGACAUAUUUGCAUUUGAUAGCUCGGGGUUUACGUGUUGAUGCUCGGGGAUUGGGACGUGAAUUUGUUCACCUUGAGCGAGCAUCCGCGGCUCGCGACGGUGCUGUUCUGCCUCUUUACGUUCGUGAUGGUGAUCGUGCUGUUCAACUUGUUAAUCGCGAUCAUGUCCGAUACGUUUGAACGAGUCAGGGAGAAUGAAGGUAUACAUAGAUACAGUUGUACGGAGUUUGUUUAGUUGUUGCGAUAGGAUACCAUCGGGAGUAACGUUAUUCUGCAUGAGAAUGCGAGGUAGAAUCACGAGUAGCCAGGAUACCAUGCGGAGUAAAGUUACGCAGCAUGUUUUGACGGAAGCAAAAAGGUACUGUCUCUACUUGUUCGACUACGGAGCGAUCAUCGUACCGUGCGGCAUAACGUUACUACGCACGGAAAUACGACGUACGCAAAUCUAGUACUUUGUAGUGCAAAGUUUUCCUGCGUCUGCUUGCAACUCGUUUUACUUCCUGCGUAUUCAACAACGAAGAUUUCUCCAAAAAACAGAACACACUUUCCUCCGUACCCGCGCCGACAUGAUUUGCGAUUUGCAGAAACUGACCUUCCGGCAAAUCGAAUACGAGCCCUGGGUCCACGCUUUACUCCCAGUGGAAGAGCAGUCGCAGCAGAGUCACUGGAAGGGCAAAUUGGGCGAGAUCAAAAAUCUGAUCACCAAUCUGAAGCACGAUUUCGCAAAAGAGCUGGAAACCCAUAUGAAGGAGUUGGAGGAAAGUAUGCGGGCCGAGUUUCAGUUGUCCCAGCAAAAACCGAAAAACCUACAGCGAGGCGGAUCGGGGGCUUUGGGGAAGUAG
Amoebophrya sp. A120 is the source of this 15167-nucleotide messenger RNA. The record is from the annotation of a GenBank genome assembly. NCBI's taxonomy places the organism in Eukaryota, Dinophyceae, Syndiniales, Amoebophryaceae.